AUGAGUAUCAAACGCUCGGAUGAGCGCAUCACCUUUGUUCGCCACUGCACGGCGAGUAAUAUGCGUAUUGAACUCUGCUAUCAAUGCUUUGGAGAUCCAAAUGAUAAAUUGCCGGUGGUUCUCUUAAUUGGUGGUCUCAAUAUGCAAAUGUACGCCUGGGAUGAAUCCUUCUGUGAGGAGUUAGUACGCCACGGCUUCUUUGUGAUUCGCUUUGAUAAUCGCGAUAUUGGCCAUUCUACAAAGAUUGAGGAACGUGGAAAUGUCAUCUCCGCACGUCUUUUAUUACCCCAAACACUUGCCUUUGGGGAACGUUUACCAUACACCAUUGAAGAUAUGGCUCGUGAUGCCCUCUCAUUAUUGGACAGUCUUAACAUUCCCUUUGCACACAUUAUGGGUAUUAGUAUGGGUGGAAUGAUUGCACAGACUGUGGCGUUAUUAGCCCCCCAACGUGUGUUGAGUCUCACAAGUAUAAUGUCAACUACAAAUGCGGCAGACUUACCAGAUCCUCAGUUUUGGGUAAAGAUGUGGUUACUGCGAAAACCACCUGCAAAUUGCAGUAUUGAAGAACUUUUAGACUUUCGUGUAAACUCACUGAAAAAACUUUUAGUUGGAACUCUUCCAGUAGAUGAUGAAUAUCUUAAAAAUCGUUAUUUAAUUUCCCUUCGACGGAGUUCCUACUCUGCAGGACUUAUUCGUCAAGCCGCUGCUAUUCGCCGAUGUCCAGGUCGAGAUGAGGCUCUUCGUUCACUUUCUUGUCCAACACUGGUUAUUCAUGGAAGAGAAGAUGUAUUGAUGCCCCCAGCACAUGGAUACCGCACCGCUUCCGUCAUUCCACAGGCGAAAUUGGUAAUAUUAAAUAAUAUGGGACAUUACUUUCACCCGGCUUUCUUUACUCCUAUCAUUACACAUUUUGUAGAGGUGGCGAAUACCUGUAAUGAGAAUAAUACCUGGAAAAACCGUUCUGGAUUAGAUGUACCAGAAGUAAUACCAGUACUGAACGGUCUCUCAUUAGAGGAGUACAUGGCUACUAAGGAAAAGGAGAAGGAAGAUAAUAUUUCAGAUAAUACUAGUUCUACUAAACCAAUUACAACAAAAACAACUACAACAACCACCACCACCACAUCAUCAUCAUCAAUAACAAUGCCUGAGGUGGUAUUAGAGGAACAGAAUAAUACUAAUAUAUCCACAGCCAAUGGUGAAGGGGAAAAUAUGGAGGUUGACCCACUUUAUUCAAGUGUAACAGGGUUUGAUAUUGAAGAAGUACGGUCAAAUAUUAUCAAUGAACAGAGAGCAGAGGCAUCUCUUCUUAGUUCACCGAAGUCGGAUGAGAUGAAUGAAAACUAA
Molecule: messenger RNA, 1344 nt
Organism: Trypanosoma theileri
Lineage: Eukaryota; Euglenozoa; Kinetoplastea; Trypanosomatida; Trypanosomatidae
Product: hydrolase-like protein
Exons: 1
Coding region: 1-1344 (447 amino acids)
Biological process (GO): glycerolipid catabolic process
Molecular function (GO): triacylglycerol lipase activity
Source: RefSeq, a predicted model, not a curated record